AUUAAGAUGACCUCGAGUCUUGAGAUUCUUGCCAGGGUCAGGUUAUGUUCAGUGAUGCUGGAUCUUGAUUGUGAUGCAAUCAUCAUUGAAAUGUUCCAAAAUUUCUAUAAAGCAGUGAGGUACUGACAUCUUCUGAGAAUUGCCUUCUCUUGUUAACCUUUAUAUGUAAUACCCAUCCCAAAUUCCCUAGAGAACAUAAUGGAAAUAUAUCGUCAAUCCAACAUAGGAAGAAAGGCUUGGUUGUUGUUGUAUUUAUUAAAAAAGCAGUUCUUAUGUGCAAGUACAAUCAAAAUCAUUAUGUUCUGGUGAUUUGGCUGUUGUUUUUCAGGGAUUAUCACCCAGAGAAUAUCUUUUCAUACAUGGAGAUGUUUAUGAUCCAUGUCCUGAAAGAAAGUGAAAGCAUCUCUAUGGAGUUACUCUUCCCAAUCUUACUUGUUAUUGUAGCGUAGUUGCUCCUAUAUGCCAAAAGGCAUCUGGAGCUGUUGAGCAGAAUGAUGCCACUACUAAUGACCAUAAAGUAAGCAUCUCAGUGGUAUCUAAUAUCUCUUUUCUUUUUGAGGACUCUAAUCACUUAGUGCAGCGGUUCUGUAAGCAUGUCCGCUCUUCAGGUGUGGGAAAUAAUUUUGCACUACUUAAUUUUCCAAGUUUCAAAGCUUUGUGUUAUUCCCUUGUGCAUGUUGUUCCCUCAAAACGUCAUAUGUUGGCUGGUGGGGACACAUUUGCUAAUACUUUGCAAUGGCUUUUGAGCAGAUUUGGUCUCUUUAUUUUAUACCUUCAUUAAAUCGCUGUAGGCUAAUGACAAGCCUAGAGGGUCAUCUUUGAAAAAGGGCAGCCCCGCACAUUUUGUUCUUGUAAACAAUUGUUAACUAUCUGUCUAUUUAGGUCUCUAUUACCUAUCUAUCUACUUCUGUUUUGCAGGAGUUAUUUUUCUUCCUGUUAAUCAAUAUUUGUUCUUAGAGUUUAAGACUUAUAAAUGAUUAUAUUCUCUGCCAGGAGGAUAAAGAGAUUCCCAAAGAAGCAGGUUCCACUAAACAAGUUGAUCUUGCAAAUGAUAAAAUCUCCGAUGUUGGUUAUUAGUGGUGUUGUUAUGCAGAAGAGGAAUGAUGACUCAUUGGCAGAUUUAGACUCCCCUUAAGGAAGAAAGAGCUGAUAAGCCCAAAAAAGUUGAUACAAGUGUUGUUGAACCAGAGGAUUUGGGUACUGAGAAGGUGGUCUAUUCUGAAUGUAAGUAAGGUACUAAGAACAUAUUGACAAACCUAAUUUGCUCUCUACAGAACCUUUGGAAAAUUUGUAAAUUAAUGAGAAGGAAUUUGAGAAUGUGCCAGACCAUGAUAAGAGCAAGGAUCUCCCUAGUUUAUCGCUUGAGGACCUGUCCAUUGAUGGGACUGCAUCCUUGCAGAAUAAAAAGGGGACAGGUAUUUAACCUUCUAAUUUGGAAUCUACAAAACCUUCUGAAAUUUUGUAUAUUUGUCAGAAGGAAGCUGAGACCCUGCCAGACCAUAACAAGGACAGCAAGGAUGCCCCUGGCGCAUCACAUGAGGUCCUUCCCAUUUAUGCGGCUGUGUCCUUGCAAAAUAAAAAAGAGACAGACAUUCGACUGUCCUUGGACUCUACAGAACCUUCUGUUUAUGAGAAGGAAGUUGAGACCAUGUCAGAUCAUAAAAAAGACAGCAGGGAUGCCCCUGGUUCGUUGCAUGAGGACCUGCCCACUGAUGGGGCUGUAUACUUGCAAAGUCAUAAAGAGACAAUUAUUUGACCUUCCUCACGUAAAGCAACGGAGGAUGAACUGACUGACUUCCUCAAUACCUAGUGGGAGUGUCGCUGAUGCCCAGCCCUAGAGGAAGGACAGCAUGAUUAAGGAGAUCAUUCCUAUAGUUGAUGAUGCCUUCACAAAGGCAUCUGAAGGAAUAAGUGAUUCAGAAGCAAAACAAAAUACAUGCUUUAGGGGAAAAGGUGACUGCUCUGAUUUCAAAGGAGGAUAAAACUCAGGCAGAAGUAGUUGAAACUGGGAAAGAAAAUGGCACUGCAACUGCCUCAAAGGCAAGAUCACUAAAGCAGUCAUUACAGAUGUUAAAUGCCAGCAGUAAAAGUGGUGAUCGGUUGUCUUCAAAGAAGUUGGAACUUAAGAAAAUGGUAGCUCAGGAAAAUGUAUUUCUGAGAAGGAUGGAACAAAAUCUUCAACCAGGAACGACGACAAGGUACUUUGCCAUUUAGCUGUUUAGUUGAUGUUCUUGCUUGUUGAUUAUGUUUUUCCAGAUUGUUUAAUUCAAGGAAUCGUAUUGAUGUUAUUUAUGAAUUAUUAUGAGCAUUUUACUUAGUUCCACCCUUUAUACAUAUUCAAACAUCAUCGGUUUGAUUGCCUUCAAACCUGUGUCCUUUAGCUUUGCUAUUUUCUCUUUCCAUUCUUGUCUUAAAAUGUAUGAAGGAAUUGUUCUGUAUUUUCUUCUUGUUAGGUUAAGGACCAUUAAUUUCUUGCUCUGCUAAUAAUUCCUAGCCAGGCCUCUGUUUCUAUAGAAUAUGGUGAGAAUUCAAUCGGUUUGGAAGUCAAAUUCUGUUGGCCAGAAGAUCAGAUGUAAGUAUGAAUAUUAAUUUCUAGUUUAUAUAUCUAAAAACUAUUAAUUUUCAAAUAUAUAUAUAUAUAUAUAUAUAUGUCUAAAAACUAUUGCUGGGGAUGAUGCUUGAUAAUAUGAACCAACAAUGUUGUUUGUGUUUCUUUUCUUAUUUGUAUUGCAAGUGGAGCAAGUAAUUUUAUGUAACUGGACACAUAUUUCUGAUUUCCAGUUCUUGUUGUUUCCCCCCGUACGUAAUAUUGAUGAGGAUUUGUUGUGAAUUGCAACAUGUAAAAGUAUGUAUUCUUUCACUCUCCUAGUAAAGUGUCUGCAGCAGUCAAGUGCAAAACUAUGCAAAAGACAUAGAACUCCCUUGAUCAGAUGUCUUCAGCAGUCAAGUUGUAAGCUAAACAAGGACAUUGGAUCAAAAGUGCCUGGAGGAGUUGCAGGACUUAAAAAGGAUUGGAUGAUGCUGAGUUUGCAAAGGUUAAAGAUGAUAAAACUGCAAUUGCAGUUACAAUGUGAAAGGCCCUUGGCAUUUGGUUUAAUUGAGGUUUCUGUGAUCAAUGCAUUUCCGAAAGUCAACAUAAAAGAUUUCUUAAACCUUUUAACCAUAAAUACUAAUUCUGAGUUCGAAUUCGUGCAGAACAAUGCUCAACUUACUGGUUCUUAGGGUUUAAUUUUUCUUUUGAAAAUGAUAAACUGUUAAUGUGCUCAAUAGUUAAUUACAAAGAGAACUCUGUAUCCAGUCUUGGUCUUAAAAACAAGGUUUUAACAACUGGAUCUUACGUUCCCUCUAGUCCUUAAUGGAUCACGAAUAUGUUUUGUACGGAAGAAAACUUGUUUGUAUUCUAGCCUAACUCAAUGGCUGAUAGGGAGGGAAAUUAAAUCCAUGAAUCUCUUGCUACAAGCUUUUUUACAUAACAGGAAUAGCUUAAAUAUACUGCUUAGAAGUGCUUGCUGCUGGUUAAAUUUUUGGGUUACGUUGGAAAGAAAAUUCUUGCAUAUCUGCAAAGCGAAGGGCCAUCACAUCAUAAAUUGCUGGUCAUACGCAAAGUCCAUGUUCUGUUAAAUGAUUUAAACUACAAGUUCAACCUUUCAACCGACAUGCUCCUACAAAAUUCAAAGAAAACGACAUGAUUCAUGACAGAUGGCUGCGCUCUACUUACGAGUCAAGGAAGACCGCUCAUUUUAAGUCUUCCAUUGUCUAUAAUCUGACAAAGUAAACUAUAUCCCUCACAUUUGUUCGUCAGUGAGCUUUGGGGAAUUGAGCUAUGGCGGCUGGGUUAGCAAUAACAAGUGAAGGUGGGCAGUACAAUGGCAGGAUGACCCUUCUUGUUGUUCUGUCAUGUAUGAUGGCUGCCACAGGAGGAAUUAUCUUUGGUUAUGAUCUUGGAAUUUCAGGUGGAGUGACAUCUAUGGAGCCUUUUCUCAAGAAGUUCUUUCCAAACGUUUACACACAGAUGAAAGAAGACACCAAGAUUAGCAAUUACUGUAAAUUUGAUAGCCAACUGUUGACUUCAUUUACAUCUUCACUCUACAUAGCCGGCCUUAUUUCGUCUUUCUUCGCAUCACCUGUGACCAGAGCCUUUGGACGCAAGCCAUCGAUCCUUAUAGGAGGAGCUGCAUUCCUUGCUGGUUCAGCCCUUGGUGGUGCAGCUUUUAAUGUGUACAUGUUGAUAUUUGGUCGUGUCUUGCUUGGGGUUGGGGUUGGAUUUGCAAACCAAUCAGUCCCGUUAUACAUCUCUGAAAUGGCACUUCCCAGACACAGAGGAGCAAUGAACAUUGGCUUCCAAUGCGGUGUUGGCAUUGGAGUCCUUUCAGCUAACAUUAUAAAUUUUGGCACCGAAAAGAUUGAAGGUGGAUGGGGUUGGCGUAUCUCCCUGGCAUUGGCAGCACUCCCGGCCUCAUUCCUGACAAUAGGAGCUCUUCUUCUCCCUGAAACACCCAACAGCUUAAUCCAGAACAGCAAUAACCACCAAAAGGUGAAAAGCGUGCUGCAACGCAUACGAGGCACCGCUGAUGUCCAAGCAGAACUUGACGAUCUCAUCAAAGCAAGCUCAAUUUCAAAAACAACCAACCACCCAUUUCAGAAAAUUAUACAAAGAAAAUACAGGCCUCAAUUGGUAAUGGCAAUAGCUUUACCAUUUUUCCAGCAAGUGACAGGCAUAAAUGUCAUUACAUUCUAUGCUCCAAUCCUGUUCAGGACAAUUGGGCAAGGUGAAAGUGCUUCACUCAUGUCUGCAGUUGUGACUGGCCUUGUUGGUACUACUGCUACAUUCAUAUCAAUGCUUGCAGUCGAUAAGCUUGGCCGAAGGGCCUUGUUUAUGAUUGGGGGAAUCCAAAUGCUUGUGACACAAAUAAUUAUUGGAGGAAUUAUGGCAGCUUUGCUAGGGGAUCAUGGUGGACUAAGCAAAGGAUACGCUUACUUAGUUUUAGCUUUAAUUUGUGUAUAUGUUGCUGGUUUUGCAUGGUCAUGGGGUCCGUUGGGAUGGUUAGUUCCUAGUGAGAUUUUUCCUUUGGAGAUUAGAUCAGCCGGGCAAAGUAUUACAGUAGCAGUGGGCUUUCUAUUCACUUUCAUCAUUGCACAAACUUUUCUAUCUAUGCUCUGCCACUUCAAGUCAGGGAUUUUCUUCUUUUUCGGAGGAUGGGUGGUGUUGAUGACUGCAUUUGUAUACUUUUUCUUGCCAGAGACUAAAAAUGUGCCAAUUGAGCAAAUGGAAAAUGUAUGGAGGGAGCACUGGUUCUGGAAAAGGAUUGUUGGAGAGGUGGAUGAGAAGGUUUACACACAGGGGGCAAGAUGUUAAAUUUGAUUAAAGUUGCAUUCUCAUUAUAUAUCUAGCAAGAAGAAAUUAAUAUUUCUGUGGAGUUAUAUUCCAGCCACAGUUGCUUCAUUAUAUAUGCAGAGCCAUAGCAUGGUAACUCGAAAUUAUAGUAGAACAUACCACUUAGGCUUAGGUCCAGUGAUGAGAUUUGAAUACAACAAGGUUACUUUGAAGUGGUUAUUCUGCUGGUCUGUAUGCAAGCUUGCAGUCUUCAAAUUAAUAAUAACAUCAAGAAAAUGUGACAACA
Messenger RNA from Theobroma umbraticum, 5621 nucleotides. RefSeq names its product hexose carrier protein HEX6-like. Lineage: Eukaryota; Viridiplantae; Streptophyta; Magnoliopsida; Malvales; Malvaceae. Gene Ontology annotation, molecular function: monosaccharide transmembrane transporter activity. Gene Ontology annotation, biological process: monosaccharide transmembrane transport. The record is from RefSeq and is a predicted model, not a curated record. Gene Ontology annotation, cellular component: membrane.